UUAUCGAUAUUGUAUAUAAUGAAAAAAAUUGUAAGUAUAGCAAUUUCAGUAGUACAAUAGUAUAUCUGAGCUUAUAUCUUACUCUCUAUUCAAAAUGGGUGGUGGAGAUUUGAAUUUGAAGAAAUCAUGGCAUCCAUCUACUAUGAAAAAUAUAGAAAAAGUUUGGAAGGCAGAACAACAACAAAGUCAAGAAAAGAAAAAAAUUGCCGAAUUAAAAAAAGAAAUAGAGAUGGAAAAAGAUCGAGAAGAUAUGAAAAAAUAUGCAAUGGAGCAAGGAGUAAUAGAGAAAAAAGAUGAUAAAAAAUUAGAUUGGAUGUAUAAAGGGCCAAAUCAAUUAAUCAAUAGAGAAGAAUAUUUACUUGGACGACCAAUUGAUAAAUCUUUUGAACAAAUGACUCAGGUGGAGAAGGAUAUUGAAUUAAAUCAAGUACCAAGAAACCAUGUUGAACAUGAAUGUAUUCCACCAUCACUACGUUUCUUUUCUGGUAACGAACAAGUAGACUUAGCAAGAAAGAUGCAAGAAGAUCCUUUAUAUGCUAUAAAGAAGAAAGAGAUGGAAACAAGAAAUCAAUUGUUAAAAAAUCCUGUUAAAUUGAAGCAAUUACGACAAUUGUUGGAGCAGCAAUCAAAAAAAAGCAAAAGUGAAAAGAAAAAGAAGAAAAAAAAAGAUAAACAAGAUGUUGAUAGUGAUGAUGAAGAGCAAUUAGAUUUAUUAUUGGCUACUAAAUAUAAACAGUUAAAAGAGAAAAUUAAUAAUAAGGAUUUAAUAAAGUCAAUGAAGAAAGUAAAACAUAAACGUAACAAAAAACUGAAAAAAGAAAAUUAUUCUAAUGGUGAAUCAGAAAGUAGCAGUGAAGAAAGCAAUGAAUAUAUAACAAGAUAUAAAAAAAAAAGAAGUAAAAGUAAAGAAAAUAAUACUGAAAUCAAGAAAUAUAGCAAGAAAAAAUGUUUAGUACUUGAUAAUGAAAAAGAAAAAGAAUAUAAAAUUCAUGAAAAGCGUGUUAAGACUCGUAGUUCAAGCAAGGAAAGUGAUGGUAGUUCAAUUCAGGAAAAGAAAUACAGAUUACACAAAAGAGGUAUAAAUAAGAACAGAGAUAAAGAUCUUCGUUCGAGAAGUCCUCAAGAUAGAGAAAACAGUACUUAUAGAAAUAAAUAUAAUGACACAAGUACUGUUGAGGAUAGGCAUAAAGAUGUUUUGAAUAAAUUAAAUCAAAGAGAAACAAUGUAUUCAAAAUUAUCUUCUGAUAAAAAAUAUUACAAAGAGGACAAGAAUAGAGAUAAGUGGAAUUUAAAAAAAAAACAAAAUCUCACAGAAGAAGAAAAGGAACGACGUAGGCAAGAAAUGAUAGCAAAUGCAUCAUGGAGAGAUAAGGAACGAGAACGCAAUGUUAAAAAAUAUCGUGAAGAAGAAAAGAAAGAAAUAGACGGUGGAAAGGUAUAUAACCAAGAUUUUGUUAGAAAACAAUUAGUAGCUGCUGCAGAAGUAGGUACGGUUGCAUCUAGAAUUAAAGCUAAUAUAAAUAAUAUACAGCGAUCUGGAGGAGCAAUGGAUACAAAUUUCGCUAAAAGAUGA
This is a messenger RNA of Eufriesea mexicana, 1573 nucleotides long. RefSeq names its product pre-mRNA-splicing factor CWC25 homolog. The transcript has 4 exons. The record is from RefSeq and is a predicted model, not a curated record. Gene Ontology annotation, biological process: mRNA splicing, via spliceosome. NCBI's taxonomy places the organism in Eukaryota, Metazoa, Arthropoda, Insecta, Hymenoptera, Apidae. Bases 95 to 1573 code for a protein of 492 amino acids. Gene Ontology annotation, cellular component: U2-type spliceosomal complex.